AUGAAAUCGACGUUUAUCUCAGUUGCCACGGCUGCGGCACUCGCCUCCGGCGCGCAAGCUCGUCUCUUCACCGUCUACAAUCAGUGCCCGUUCACCAUCUGGCCUGCAUGGUUCGCACCUCCGGCCCUUAACGCCGCCACCCCCACACAAGCCGCUGGCUGGGAGCAAGCUGCUUACCAGACCGUCUCGUUCGGUGUUCCCGACAACUGGGUUUCCGGCCGCAUCUGGGGUCGUCGCGACUGUGACUUCUCUAGUGUUCAAGGCCCGACGUCGUGCAUCGACGGCGGCUGCAAUGGAGGAUUGGUCUGCGACGUCAAUAACGGCGGAACGGGUGUUCCUCCCGCCUCGCUAGCCGAAUUCACGCUUUCGACCAACCCCAGUGUUCCCGACAACUACGAUGUAUCCCUCGUUGACGGUUAUAACCUGCCCAUCCGCAUCGACAACACGUACGGUUGCCCCGUCGGCUCAUGCCCGGUUGAUCUCGGCCCCGACUGUCCUGCAGCGCUCCAGGGUCCGUAUGACAGUUCGGGCUUCCCUGUCGGCUGCAAGUCAGCGUGCGACGCUCUCGGUGGCGACAACAACUGCUGCACUAACGGUGAUAAUACCGCUGCGACGUGCCCGCCGUCGGGUGUCGAUUACUACUCCUACUUCAAGGACAACUGCCCCGACUCGUACGUAUACGCCUACGAUGAGAGCUCCGGCACGGCGCUCUUCACCUGCUCGCUUCAAAACGGCGUCGGUCCCGACUACACCAUCACCUUCUGCCCUUGA
Messenger RNA from Peniophora sp. CBMAI 1063, 771 nucleotides. NCBI's taxonomy places the organism in Eukaryota, Fungi, Basidiomycota, Agaricomycetes, Russulales, Peniophoraceae. The record is from the annotation of a GenBank genome assembly.